Molecule: messenger RNA, 1454 nt
Organism: Haliotis rufescens (red abalone)
Lineage: Eukaryota; Metazoa; Mollusca; Gastropoda; Lepetellida; Haliotidae
Exons: 3
Coding region: 281-883 (200 amino acids)
Source: RefSeq, a predicted model, not a curated record
AGCCUCGUUUGUUUAUUACGAAACGCGUGGAAGGAAUGCUCCAUGACUACCUCUGACACGUCAUAACGAAUAAACAACAAUCAAAUGUUACAUACGCGUAGCCUAUACAUAGGGAGAUUGCUAUCAAUCUAUUCUGCAACGUGAGAUCAUGUUUUUCCCCCAGACAGAUAAGACCAGGAAGUAGGUGCAGAGGGAGUUCACUCAAGUUUCUUUUCAAAAUGAUGUCUACGAGAUCACAGCCUGACAGCGUUUUUAAACACGGUGGAAUUUAGGUGUGAGUAUGAUGGCAGCUCCCCGACAGACGUCAUGUUCAAGACCUACCCAACAGGUCUACGUGACCCCCUACAGCCUUAAAGUCGUCACGUACGUCGGUGACGUCAUGGCCUUACCAGCCGAUGCAGUUGUGACGAGUGAGAAACAGGACCUGGAUCGGGAGAGCCAGGUGACAACGACACUUAAAAAGAGUUCCAAGGAAUUUGCAGAGAAAAGGAAUGAAAAGAAGAGAACAACGAGACGGUUCAAGUCGUGGUCAGUUCACACCACCCACCUGUUGAAUCCAUCGCCGUUUACAUUUGUCUUCCACGCCAUCGUCAAACGUCCAGGCGAAACCAACAGGUGGGUGAUGAAAAUGAGGAGGUUAUACAAGACGAUCAUGAAGAAGGCCGAGAAGUAUGGCGUGCAAGUCCUGGCCGUUCCUCUUCUUGGUACAGGUCGUGGUGGUGCGAAGCCCCAGGAAGCUGCGCAGGCCGCCGUGGAAGCCAUUGCUCACUAUAAACCCAAGUGUCUGCAGAAGGUGUUUCUUGUAACUGUGGAAACAUCCAUCGCUGAAAUAACGGGAUCCCAGUGUGAAUUUGUAUUCAGUCCCUUCUUCACAAAUAAAUAAUAAUCAUCACAGUAAGGACCCUUAUGUCGUGCUAAACGACAUACCACUAAGGCAAGUUCAAAGUGCAAGCAAUGAUGACGAUGGCGACGAUGGCGACGACCACGAUGAUAAUGACGAUGACAAUGACGAGGAUAAUGGCGACGAUGAUUAAUGAAACUAAUGAACAAAACAGCAAUUACAUAUUGUUUUAAGACGAGCGUCCAGUGCCGGAUUGAGACAUGCGGGGACUUCAAGGAGGAUGCAGCGGGUUGUCUGAACGAUCGUGCAGAAUGAUGAGGUGUACGUUUGAUGUACACCCAUUCUUGUAAAAACUUUUGGCGAUGGGGAUUUAUUAUUUGAGGAAUCUCAUGUGAGAAAUGAAAUGUUUUGACUAGAUAUCAGAACUUCUAAUAUGCCGUACUUACAAUUUCCACGAAGGAAUUUCCUUUCAUUACGAACACCAUCUCUGACACUGGACGUUAUCGCGAUGCCAGUCUAUCUGCCUGGAACUAUGAUGUGAUGUGAAAAUAGGGUAUCGUCGAUAACAGGAUUAUAUCACAGUUUUGGUGGUCAGGGUGGCCAGGCUCGCUGA